This is a messenger RNA of Styela clava, 1716 nucleotides long. Its product is annotated as protein-tyrosine sulfotransferase-like. Gene Ontology annotation, cellular component: Golgi apparatus. Gene Ontology annotation, molecular function: protein-tyrosine sulfotransferase activity. The record is from RefSeq and is a predicted model, not a curated record. Lineage: Eukaryota; Metazoa; Chordata; Ascidiacea; Stolidobranchia; Styelidae. Gene Ontology annotation, biological process: peptidyl-tyrosine sulfation.
UUUGCCGUAAUCGAAGUAAUUGCAAAAUACAAUUUUGAAAGAAUUUUUCAACAGUUUUAAAAAAUUAUCAUUGAAAUGCGUAAUGCACCAACUAGUCGUUUAUUACUAAUUUGUUUUUGUUCGUUUGUGCUUCCUUUUCUUCUUUUGCAAAUAUUGGAUUAUAAUUCCGAGACCGAACAAUGGACAUUAUAUUCAAGUGUUGAUCUUCGAAAUCGAAGGCAAAUGGAAAUAAUAUUCAUUGGAGGAAUGCAUCGCAGUGGCACAACAUUGCUAAGAACAAUGCUUGAUGCCCAUGCUGAUAUUAGAUGUGGCCCUGAGACUGCAGUGAUCUGCGACGUACUGGGGGUGAGAGAGGCAAUGGCAAAGGAUCCAAUGAUAGUUUCACGCCUUUCAAAGACGGACCUAUAUCCUGGAAUUACUGAUAAUGCUGUUGCACAAUUUAUUCUGGAAAUAAUAAUUCGUCAUGCGCCACCAGCUAUUCAUUAUUGCAACAAAGACCCUCUACAAAUGUUGUUUUCAAAAUAUCUACACCUUUUGUUUCCAAACGCAAAAUUUGUUUUAAUGAUACGAGAUGGAAGAGCAAUGGCCCAUUCUAUCAUAUCGAGGAAAUUACAAAUAUAUACAUAUAGCAUUGAGAGUUAUAGAGAAACGUUAUCGACGUGGAACAAAAAUAUAGAGAGAAUGUAUACGCAAUGUAUAGAACUUGGAGAGACGAUAUGUCAUUUGGUAUAUUACGAGCAAUUAGUAUUGCAGCCGGUGUCAACUACCAAGAACUUGUUUAAGUUUUUGGAAAUACCUUGGAGUAUCGCAGUUCUGCAUCAUGAAAAAUAUACAAACGAAAGUGAUUUCUCAAAAGCCGAGGCAUCCACCGAUCAAGUAUCAAAACCUCUGUAUUUGGCUGGACUCACACAAUGGUUUGGUAACAUUCCAAAAGAUGUAGAAAGAGAUAUGAUCAAAAUUGCACCGAUGCUAAGUGUUUUAGGAUAUAAUCCAGAAGACAAGACUCCUAACUAUGGAGAACCAGAUGAGUUUGUCAAAGAAAAGAUUGAGAAAGAAAAGAAGAAUAACAUCACAAGUUAACGUUGUUACAAUGGGUUGCACAUUAGUAAUCACAGUACUUUGUCGUUACUUCAUGUCAGUGUGAUGAAAUAUCUUGAUAUCUUUGCAAUAUGUUAAAACCUAAAUGUUACCUAUAAAAUAUAAUUAUCUUUGGUCGAAAGAAGAUUAUAAUUACCAAUAUUGUUUCAUAUCAAUAUAUUCGUGUUUCCCAUUUUGCUAGAGGUAUAUAUAAUCGCUCGGAAAAUAUACGGAAAUUAUUUAACAUUUAGUAUUUAUUGUUCGUUUACUUCAAACGUAACAAAAUUUAUCGCAUAUUAACCAAUAUUAAAUAAAUAGUAUAAUAGUUGCCAUAUAUAUAAGUCAGAAAUUGAAAAUGCUAAUUCUGAGUAGUUUAUUCUCGCCGUGAGUAUGAUGUCUUGUCCGCCCACUUCCGUGGACUGCGAGCGACUUUUCGGUAACAUCCCCUUUACGGAACAGGCUUGUUCCAGGAAAUGUAGGAAUUCUUACAUUUUUGUACGUUAAUCUGAACAAAUUACAGUUCGAAUACUGACAUUGCAUAUAUCAUACAUUUGGUGCAAACGUUUUUGUGGGAUGUAUCACUCUGCUGAUUUGUACCAUUCUGUUUUGUGAUGUGAUUUCAUUGAGAAUAUAAGCCGU